Molecule: messenger RNA, 1067 nt
Organism: Zootoca vivipara (common lizard)
Lineage: Eukaryota; Metazoa; Chordata; Lepidosauria; Squamata; Lacertidae
Cellular component (GO): cytoplasm
Molecular function (GO): oxidoreductase activity
Source: RefSeq, a predicted model, not a curated record
AAAGUCCUUAAAUGGAUCACGGUGCCAGAUUUUACCCGGCGGAGAACAAGCUGUGAAGCUUCGUAUAAUCGGCAAAUGUCCAAAUCUGAUGUCCAACUCUGAACUCUGCUGAACAGUGUUUCCGGAUAACAACUACCGUUUCAUUGAAUUCUUCAUCAGCCAAUUAGUUCAACACUCAACACACGUGCUAUAUAAGAAGAAUUCUGAAGCCUGCAAACCAACAGCCAUGGAGAAACUUCAUGUCCAGAGUGUUCUAGUGACAGGAUCCAAUCAAGGGAUUGGCCUGGGGCUUGUCAGCCAAUUCCUGGAGAAGCCGAACCCGCCAGAGUGGGUGUUUGCCACCAGUCUGGAUCUUGAAGGACCUAAUGCGAAGAAGUUGGAAAACCUGGCUCUGCAACAUCCAAACCUGGUGGUGCUACAGUUAGAUAUCCGAGAUCUGAAGAGCAUCGAGGCUGCUGUGCAGAGAGUCGAGGAGCAUGUCAAAGGAAAUGGCCUGACAUUGCUAAUCAACAAUGCUGGCAUUUUGGUCAAGUUUACCCAUUUGGCUAAUGAAACAGCCAAGAACAUGUAUGACCUGUACAAUACAAACACUGUGGGAACCUUGCAAGUCAGUCAGGCCUUCUUCCCCUUGCUGAAGGUUGCUGCCCAAAGAAGCCUCCAAGAAGGGCUGAGCUGCAGCAAGGCAGCCAUCGCCAACAUAGCCAGUGACUUUGGCUCUAUGGAGGAAGUAAUUGGAUGGGGCCUCUCUCAAGUCAUCUCCUACCGCUGCAGCAAGGUUGCUGUGAACAUGCUGACCAGGUGCCAGUCCUUGGAGUAUGGUCCGUUGGGGAUCCUUUGCAUCUCCAUCCACCCUGGCUGGGUGAAAACUGCCAUGGGGACAUGUCUGGUCCCAACUACAGUGACUGAGAGUACCAGUGGGAUCUUGAAAGUGCUUUCUGAUGUCACUGAGAAAGACGCAGGGUCUUUCCUUGACUGGAAAGGGCGUGUUGUUCCUUGGUGAGAAAACGAGUCACAAAUCAUGGACAUCCAUCCAUCCUUCUGCUCCAUGUGUUGGCAAUAAAAUAAAA